AGCCGUUUGUGUUCACAUAUUUGGAGCCGGCCUGGAUUCUGGAGUCCCGAUGGCGACCAUCGAAUACGACGAUGGCGGCAUCAACAGGGUUUCGAGGCAGUUGACGCAGCCAAAGAAGCAGGGCGCUUCGCAAGCCAUGCUGCACGCAAUCGGCAUGACGCCAGAGGACCUCAACAAAGCUCAGGUCGGUAUUUGCUCGGUUUGGUAUCAGGGAAACCCCUGCAACAUGCACCUCUUGUCCCUCGGAGACGACGUGAAGAAGGAGGUGGACAAGGACCCGCAGAUGUAUGGCCUGCAGUUCAACACUAUCGGGGUCUCAGACGGCAUGUCUAUGGGCACCAGAGGGAUGACCUAUUCGCUGCCAUCUCGCGAAGUCAUUGCAGAUAGCAUCGAAUCUGUCAUGGGCGCUCAGUUCUACGAUGCCCUGGUCACGAUUCCCGGGUGUGACAAAAAUAUGCCAGGCUGCGUGAUGGCGAUGAUCCGCAUGAACCGGCCGUCGCUCAUGCUCUAUGGAGGCACGAUCGCUUCGGGCAGAUCUUGCAAGGGCGAGGACUUGGACAUUGUCUCCACCUUUGAGGCCUAUGGGAAAUUCAUUGCCGGCUCCAUUACGGAAGAGGAGAGGGUGGAUGUGGUUCGCAAAGCGUGUCCUGGCCCGGGUGCUUGUGGCGGAAUGUACACCGCCAACACCAUGGCAACAGCCACCGAGGCCCUGGGCUUGUCGCUGCCCUACUCCAGCUCCUCCCCCGCCAUGUCGCCUGAAAAGCGGGCGGAGUGCCAGCGCGUGGCGAAGUGCGUGAAGGCGAUGCUGGAGAGGAAUCUGAAGCCUUUGGACAUCUUGUCCAGGAAGUCCUUCGAGAACGCGAUUGUGGUUGUGAAUGCGCUAGGUGGAUCCACAAAUGCAGUGCUGCAUUUGUUGGCGAUGGCAGCAACAGCAGAGAUUGAGCUGACCAUUGACGACUUCCAGCGGAUCAGUGCGAAGACCGCCUUGAUUGCGGACUUGAAGCCCAGUGGCAAGUUCCGAAUGGAGGAUGUGCAUCGCGUUGGUGGCAUCCCAGCGGUGAUGAAAUACUUGCUGAAGCUCGGGUGGCUACACGGGGACUGCCUCACAAUCACGGGGCAGACCUUGGCCCAGAACUUGGCCAGCGUGCCCGACCUUGACUUUGGAGCGCAGGGAGUGAUCCUGCCGCUGGAAAAGUGUAUUCAGAAGACGGGCAACCUGAAAAUCUUGCGAGGGAACCUGUGCCCGGAGGGCGGCGUGGGCAAGAUCACAGGCAAAGAGGGCACCUCCUUCACGGGGAAGGCCAACAUCUUUGACAGCGAAGAAGCCAUGGUCAAAGGCUUGGAGGAUGGCAAGAUCUCCAAGGGCGACUUCAUUGUUAUCCGCUAUGAGGGUCCAAAGGGUGGCCCUGGCAUGCGGGAGAUGCUCACGCCAACGAGUGCCGUGAUGGGCGCUGGCUUGGGCAAGUAUGUGGCUCUUAUGACCGACGGCAGAUUCUCGGGGGGUUCUCACGGCUUCAUCAUCGGCCACGUAUCUCCGGAGGCCUUCGUGGGCGGGCCCAUUGCCUUGCUUCGGAACGGUGACAUGAUCACAGUGGACGCCGACAAGUUGCAGCUAUGUGUGGACGUCUCCGACGAGGAGCUUGCAUCUCGAAAGGCUGCCUGGAAGCAGCCUCCGCUUCCUGUGAAAACUGGAUAUCUCGCCAAAUACGCCCGGCUGGUGUCAUCGGCAAGCCUGGGUUGCGUCACAGACCGAUGACGUCGUGAUACGUAGUGUAGUUUGACAAAGCUCAAUUAGGAUUAUGGCGACUGUUAUGCAGCAACUUGCCACUGCAUGUGCUGCAUGCACUACAGCAUGGUGGUGAUUCUCCGAUUGCAUGCUCGUGAUGAUUUUGUUCCGCCUGCGAAAGGUGCUUCGACACUGCAGGUUUUGUCACAGCAUGCCAGAACAGAGAUUGCAAAGUAACUCCACUUGGGUUUGUGUUGCCUCGUGAUCUUUUUCGUACUGUGUGCGAAAGUUCACCGUGUGGCAGCAACCCUCGUGUAGAGCAAACGAAGGACUCGACCUUUGAAAGCGUGCCAGAUAUC
Effrenium voratum is the source of this 2085-nucleotide messenger RNA. The record is from the annotation of a GenBank genome assembly. Lineage: Eukaryota; Dinophyceae; Suessiales; Symbiodiniaceae.